CUUUGACAAUCUACCCAAACGACACCAUGGAAGCCGACCCAUUGUACCACGUCAAGCAGCUCUUCCACCAAGGCUCGUACAAGGCGACCAUCGCCGAGGCGUCCUCGCAGCCCCUCACGCCAGGCGACGACCCGUCCGCGCUCCCGCGCGCAGUCUACGUCGCGCGGUCGCACCUCGCGCUGCAGCCAGCCGACGCGGCCGCGGCGCAGGCGGUGCUCAAGCCGUUCCUCGCUGUCGAGCCGGCGCCGCCGAGCGCGCGUGCGGCGUCCGCGCUCGCAACGUACCUCUCUUCCACUGGCACGAGCCGCGCAGCCGCCGUCGACGAGGUGCGCGACCUCGUGCUCGAGGUCGAGGGGGACGCCGUCGAGGCCGACGUCGAGGGCCCGACGCGCGCGCUCGCCGGCACCAUCUUCAUCCUCGAGAAGGAGAACGAGGAGGCGGUCGCUACGCUCACCGAGGGCGCGGCCAAGGCCGACCUCGAGUGCAUCGCGCUCCUCACGCAGCUCUUACUCGCGCUCGACCGCCGCGACCUCGCACAGCAGCAGUACGCCGCCGCCAAGCGCAUCGGUAACGACAGCACGCUCGUCCAGGCGAUCGAGGCGUGGAUCGGGCUCAAGACGGGAGCCCGCCCCCUCCACCAGGCGUACUACUUCUACGAGGAGCUGUACCAGCUGCCUGCGGGCCGCACGCCGCCAGUGCUCGCGUCGCACGCGGCCGCCCACCUACUCCUCAGCCACGUCGAUGAGGCCAAGGCCGACGUCCAGGAGGCGCAGGGACGCGACGGCGGCGCCGACGACGUCAACGUGCUUGCCGUCGCCACCUCGCUCGGGGACGACGAGGCCGCCGCCAAGCUCGCGGCGACGAGCCACCCCUUCGCGGCCGACCUCGCCGCCAAGGAGAAGGCGUUUGACGAGGCAGCGGCCAAGUUUGCCAUUGCCGCUUAGGCGGGCGUUGUAGAUUACGAUGAAAAUGUAGACACAGG
Messenger RNA from Vanrija pseudolonga, 982 nucleotides. RefSeq names its product Coatomer subunit epsilon (gene COPE). The record is from RefSeq and is a predicted model, not a curated record. NCBI's taxonomy places the organism in Eukaryota, Fungi, Basidiomycota, Tremellomycetes, Trichosporonales, Trichosporonaceae. Gene Ontology annotation, molecular function: protein binding; structural molecule activity. Gene Ontology annotation, biological process: endoplasmic reticulum to Golgi vesicle-mediated transport; intra-Golgi vesicle-mediated transport; retrograde vesicle-mediated transport, Golgi to endoplasmic reticulum. The transcript is spliced from 5 exons. Gene Ontology annotation, cellular component: COPI vesicle coat. The coding region runs from base 27 to 944 and encodes 305 amino acids.